CUUUUCAUGACACAUUCUGCACGGCUAAGUUUGAAGGAAAUCUGAUGGCACUGUAGCAUGUCAAUUUGAGCAACGUGGUUUGAUAACAAGUUGGCAACGAACAUUUCCAUUUCCAAACUUAGUUUCGGGAAGAGGAUGCGACACUCACACAAGAGCAUCGAUUGCAGCCUAAGGUCAACUCAAGUUGAUGGAUACGGCGUCCAAGUACGACUUUGAAAAUGAUUCUUGUACAGACAAAACUAUGAAAAACUCGGUACAUCAUCGGAUGUGGAAUAGACGGAUAUCUUAUUGAGAGAAUCCACGAAGACAGAUCACCAUGAUUCAACCCAAAUCCGUCCGCCCCACGCUACUUCUGUUAAUGGCCUCUACAAUCUCCAGUGGGCAGACCGGGUUUCACAAUGGGUCCACUCUCGGAAAAAUCAGUGUUCCAACGACAUCUUCUACUCCGUCUUUUCUCUCGCCAACCUACGUAGGCGUAGAUACACCACAGAAAGCACGGACUAAUGAUGUUCAAACGACAGAAGGUGGACACAGACAAAAGUUGGCGCCAAGGUUAGCUAAAGUGGGCGGCAUUUUCACAAGCUCCGGGUAUCAAACGCCAUUUCAGCAGCAAGUUGAUACCAUCAACUCUUUGUCCAAUAGAACGGUGACUAUACAACCUGAGUCAGUUGUUCUUCAGAGACACACGCCUUUAGAGAUAGUGGACGCCGUAUGUGGGAAAUUACGUGAUGCAGACGCUCUGCUGUUGUCUGGUGGAAGCACUGAUAAGUGGGUGUGGCAGUUCGUUGCCAUGGUAGCGGGGUAUCUGCACCUGCCUGUGAUUGGACUGCACAUAGCCUUCCCAACUUUCAACGCCAAUCAGGCACAAGACACAACCUUGUUACAGAUCAGCGCGUCACUAAAAGAUCAAACUCGCGCCCUCUUCGAUCUCCUCGACUCCCAGGGGUGGCACGAGUUCGCCAUUUUGAAAACUGAACUUCCGGGUCACGCAGAGUUCACUUCCUAUGUGCAGACGUACAUGGAGCGAUCCGACAAGUGGAAGUUAGAUUCCACCAUAACAUUUGACGCUGCCAACGCUAACCGUUUUUCCACAAGGAGGGUACGUCAGAGAUUACGUAUGAUCAAAGCCAAGGCUGUCAUUCUUUUCUGCUCCACUACUGAUGCAUCAUGGGUAUUCAAUAUGGCGGAGUCCAUUGGAAUCUUGGAGGACAACCACGUGUGGAUAGGUUUUCAGUCCAUUUCGGCUGGUGUUGUCAAAUUUCCUCAAGCGCCGGAGGAGUAUCCGUUGGGACUAAUCUUGCUACACUUCCGCGAGGCUCAGUAUACGAUAGAACAUGCGCUACAGGAUGCUUUGGCGGUUCUCCGCGAAGGAUUGUCGGUGUACUUGCAACAAAACAACCGGGUUGCUUCUCCACACGUUAACGGAACCAAUGAGUGCAGGGACCUGGCCUCUUUGAGAAGUUUGCGUUCCGAGAACGCAUUUGACAGGUUUAUGGAAGUAUUCAGUAGGAAGAAUGCGGUGAUGCAGUUUGGAAAGGACGGAUUUGUUGAGAAGCCGUCAUUUGCCAUUGUUAGUAUUGACAAGCGGGGAGUAUUUGACAGGGUCGGGAGCUGGUACAAUGGCACGAUCACACUGGAGAGGUCUCUGAAUGAGAUUAUUACAAAUCAAGGCAACCUGCUCACCCCCCUUCCCACGGCAAGGCAUUUCAACAUCGUGACCAUCAAAGAGGAUCCCUUCGUCUUUGUCUCGGAAAAGGACGACGCGAUAUGCAUGGGGAACGCUGUGGAGUGCAAGCAAGCUAUAGACGGACCGCCCGGACAUGUCAUCAGGUGCUGCUCUGGAUUCUGUAUGGAGUUAUUGCUUCAACUGGCCAAAGAUCUGCACUUUACAUAUGAGGUGUACCUUGUAGAGGACGGGAAGUUCGGUAAGCUCAGCGUGACCGGGAAGUGGAACGGUGUGGUCGGGGACAUCGUUGCGGAGAAGGCAGACAUGGCGGUGGCGUCCCUUACUAUCAACGAGGAAAGAUAUGAGUAUAUGGACUUCUCGGCGCCGUUUGUCGAGACGGGGAUCAGUGUGCUAGUCAACCGGAGGAAGGGCAGCGUCUCCCCGUCCGCAUUUCUAGCUCCAUUAGACGUAUGGUCGUGGCUGAUGAUAUUUCUGGUCUGUGUGCACGGCAUGGCCCUUGCCAUCUUUGUCUUCGAGUUUCUACGCCCCAGAGUUGGCAGGGCGAGGAGGCUGUUUGCCGGAGAGGAGGAGUACAAGUUUACAGUGUUCAGCGCCAUAUGGUUGAUGUGGGGGAUGUUGUUCGGCGGGGCGGUCCCUGCGGACAACCCCAAGGGCACCACCAGCAAGAUGACGGCCUCCGUCUGGGCGUUCUUCGGCCUCAUCUUCAUAGCGUCUUACACGGCUAAACUGACUGCGUUCAUGAUCCUGGAAGAAAAGAGGGAGACUAUCACAGGCAUGAAUGACCCUAAGUUCCAGAACCCGACUGGGAGUUCGCCACCCUUCAGGUUCGGUACAGUUCCGGACGGCAGCACGGAGAAGAACAUCAAGCGGAACUACGGCAGCCACAUGCUGGACUACAUGAACCAGUUCAACAACGAUUCACCCAAAUCGGCAGCGGAAGCCCUCAAACAUCGGGAGCUGGAUGCUUUCAUCUACGACGCGGCCGUUCUUGACUGGGUAGCGGGGAAAGACCCGGACUGUUCCCUCGUCACCAUCGGGGAAGGGAAGAUAUUCGCCGCCACAGGCUACGGCAUCGGGUUCCCUAAACGGUCCGUUCUCAAGAAGGAGUUCGACUUGGAGAUCCUGCGAUACCGAGCAAACGGCUUUCUUGAUGAACUGAAAGCGGAAUGGCUGCGGGGAAUUUGCCAUCAAAACAGCCAGGUCGACGCCAGAAGCGACCCGCUGGAUGUGGAGAACUUGGCGGGAGCGUUCUACCUCCUGGCCACGGCCAUCGGCCUGAGUCUGCUCGUCCUAGCGGUGGAACAUGUGUACUACAGGUCCAUCCGGCCAGCCCUUCUGAGCAGGCGGAUCGACUGUAACGGUGCCUGCUCGCUGAUCAGUACGGGAAUCCACAAAAGCCUUGACGUUGGAAUGGGAGAAGGGAACGGGCUGGACUCACACGAGUCUCUAUACGAGGAUAUGUGUGAGGACUGCAACAACACGAGUCCAGAGGACAGGAACCAGAUCGCCAUGUCAGAAACCGUCACGUCAGACAUAGCUCUAACACUGUCAAGGUCACCAACACAAGAAGCUCUACCGAUGGGAGACUAUCACACGGAACCCCCGGGGGAAGGCGGCGGAGGGGUCGAGAAGGAUGAGGAUGACGGGGAGGGCUUUGUGAGCCCCAGCGGACGUGUGAUGACAUCUGCAUGAUAUGUACAUAACGAUAGAGGGCGUAGUUGUGCAGCAAAUGUUUGUACAGGUCAAUUGUCACAUUUAAGAUUGUCACUUGCUGUAUCAGGUAAU
Messenger RNA from Branchiostoma floridae (Florida lancelet), 3472 nucleotides. Its product is annotated as glutamate receptor ionotropic, NMDA 2B-like. Gene Ontology annotation, biological process: modulation of chemical synaptic transmission; synaptic transmission, glutamatergic; monoatomic ion transport. The transcript is spliced from 13 exons. The record is from RefSeq and is a predicted model, not a curated record. Bases 317 to 3379 code for a protein of 1020 amino acids. Gene Ontology annotation, molecular function: transmitter-gated monoatomic ion channel activity involved in regulation of postsynaptic membrane potential; NMDA glutamate receptor activity. Gene Ontology annotation, cellular component: postsynaptic membrane; plasma membrane. Lineage: Eukaryota; Metazoa; Chordata; Leptocardii; Amphioxiformes; Branchiostomatidae.